Rosa chinensis is the source of this 6151-nucleotide messenger RNA. Its product is annotated as disease resistance protein RGA2-like. The record is from RefSeq and is a predicted model, not a curated record. Lineage: Eukaryota; Viridiplantae; Streptophyta; Magnoliopsida; Rosales; Rosaceae. Gene Ontology annotation, biological process: defense response to other organism. Bases 738 to 3134 code for a protein of 798 amino acids. Gene Ontology annotation, molecular function: protein binding; ADP binding. The transcript is spliced from 12 exons.
GGUCACUAUUGAAAAUGGAGCAGCUGUAAAGAGUGCUGCCGAUAAAGCAAUUAUGGACCCGUCAGUGCUGCUUAUCCAAUCCUGUGGUUUUAGCUUCUUCAUGUUUGCAAUUAUUAGAGAGGAAUAUUCAUAAUGCUCUGUUGAACCUGUUGAACAAAUAAUUGAGGCACGCUCAUUGGCUCCUGUAGUCCCUAGCUUAUCUAAUUUCGACACUAUAUACUUGGUAGAAGAGAGGCCAGAGCGCACACAUCCAAAAAUUUCAUAUUCGAUCAUCUCUUCUUUUUCUCUUACAAUUAUAAUCAAGUUAUAACACGAAAAAUGGCUGAGGCACUCAUCUCUGUGCUUCUAGAGCAAUUGGCUUCAGUAGUAGAUAUACACACAAAUGAAGUGGUGAAACUGGUUUUGAAGGCUGACAAAGAUGUUAAAAGUUUCAGCAGCAAGCUCAAAGCCAUUCAAGCUGUGCUGGAGGAUGCAGAGAAGAAACAAGUGACGGAGGCCAGGGUCAGAGACUGGUUGCAGAAGCUCAAAGAUGUAUCGUACGAGAUGGACGACGUCCUAGACGAGUGGAACACUGAAAUUUUGAAACAACAAGUGGAGGAAGGCAAGAAGAAGGUAUGUUUCCCCACUCCUGCCAAUUGCUUUUGUUUUGGCCAAGUCAAUAAGGCAAUUCAUCAUCAUAGCAUUGCUAGAAGGAUAAAGUGAAUGAGAAACUAACUGUGAUUGCUGCUGAAAGAGAAAUGUAUGGCUUUCAUCAAUCUACAAUAGGUGGCCAUGAUGAUCAACAGCGUAUUCAUCGACGGAAGACUUCAUCUUUGGUCGAUAUAUCUAUGAUAUUUGGCCGAGAAGAAGAAAAAGAGAUGUUGUUGAGCAAGUUGUUGAGAGGGAGUAACGAAGAUGGGGGGAGGUUCCUUGUCAUCCCUAUUGUAGGGAUGGGAGGCAUGGGGAAAACAACUCUUGCCCAAUUAGCCUAUAACAAUGAAAAGGUUGCAGCCCAUUUUGAUAAGAAAGUAUGGGUUUGUGUCUCAGACCCUUUUGAUGAGAUCAAGAUAGCUAAAGCGAUCAUUGAAAGUCUCUUAGGAACCCCAAGCAGUUCAAAUGAGUUGGAAAUUUUGUUGCAGUGUAUCAAGACUCAUAUUGAGAAUAAAAAGUUACUCCUUGUUCUAGAUGAUGUGUGGACCGAAGACGAAACAAAGUGGGAAAAUUUGAAACUACCAAUAAUAAUGCGAAGUUGUGAAGAAGGAAGUUCAAUAUUGGUUACCACGCGAAAACAAGGGGUUGCUAAAAUGAUGAGAGCAACCAACAACAUGAUCUAUUUAGAUGAGUUGAAUGAUGAGGAUUGUUUGGCUUUGUUCAAUAGCAUCGCGUUUUUGGAUAGGAAAGAAGAUGAGGCUGAUGAGUUUGGAGCUAUUGGUAAGGAAAUUGUGAAACGUUGUAAAGGUUUGCCUCUUGCUGCAAAGACUUUGGGUAGUCAACUGUGGUAUAAGAAAACAAGAAAGGAAUGGUGGGAUGUUUUGAAUAGUAAGAUAUGGGAAUUAGAAGAAGUUGAGGAACAAGUUUUCCGACCACUGUUACUUAGUUAUUAUGAUUUGGCCCCUGCAGUCAAAAGAUGUCUUCUGUAUUGUGCAAUAUUUCCCAAAGAUUAUGAGCUCAAAAAAGACAAUUUGAUUGAACUUUGGAUGUCACAAGAUUAUCUUAAUUCAAAGGGAGAAAAAGAAAAGAGAAGAAUAGGUCAAUGUUAUUUUGAAAGUCUAUCAAUGCGGUCCUUCUUUCAAGAUUUUAGAAAAGAUGUGAUAGGAAAUGUUUAUGGGUGCAAAAUGCAUGAUAUUGUGCAUGACUUUAUGAUGUUUCUUACCAAAAAAGAAUGCACUAUCAUAGAUGCAGCCAAGGGGGCUAAUAAAAAAAUAGAGCCACCGGGUGAUAAGGUUCGUCAUUUGACCUUAAUAAGUGUACAUGAAGGUCCACUUCCUACUUCAUUUGUCAAUUGCAAAAAUAUGCGAACCCUCACACUCCUUGAUUCGCGCAUUACAACCAUAAGCCCCGGUUCAAUUAUGCAAAUGAAAUGCCUCAGGACAUUGAAUUUGAGUUGUAACAAGCUCAAUGAAGUUCCAAAAGAGAUUGGUGAAUUGAUUCAUUUGAGAUAUAUGGAUUUGUCUGGUAGUUAUAAUUUGAAAGAAUUACCGGAUGCUGUGUGUGAUUUAUACAAUCUACAAACUCUGGUCCUUGUUGUGUGUAGUAAACUAGAGAAACUACCCAAGGCAAUGGGAAAGUUGAUUAACUUGAAGCAUCUGUAUGUUCGGGGUUGUUGGAGGCUGAGCUACUUACCGAAAGGGAUUGGGAGUUUGAAAAGUCUGCAAGUACUGGACUGCUUUUAUGUAUGUGAGGUUGAUGAUGAUGAUGAUGAAGCAUUGAAAUUUGGAGAUCUCGGAAUCAUGGACCAGCUUCAGGGGAGCCUUUCUAUAGCAUAUUUGGGGAAAGAUGAUGCGAGUGAGAUAGAGAAAGCACAGUUGGGGAAUAAGGAGCACCUCUCUCAUUUGGUAGUAGAUUUCCUCGGAGGUCAAGAGCAGAGAAAAGGCGAUGAAGAAAUAGUGAAAGCAUUGCAACCACAUCAAAAUUUGGAAUCUUUAUCCAUUUUGUGGUGCCAUGGCACCACCGAAUCUCUCUAUUGGAUCAAGUCUUUACACAAUUUGAGAAAACUUGAUCUCAGUUGCUGGAGAUUUUGUGAAGUUUUGCCUCCUCUUGGAAAAUUGCCAUCGCUUGAAAUUCUGACAAUAUCGGAGAUGUUGAAUGUGAAAAAGGUGGGAGUUGAAUUUGUGGGAAUAGAAGAAGAAGAAGAAGUCUCAGAAAUUCUAUUCCCCAAAUUGAAACGACUCUCUUUUUCAUCAAUGGAGAACUGGGAAGAGUGGGCCUUUCUUUCUGAAAUCACAAUAAUGCCACGCCUUUCUGAGUUGCAAAUUUCUGGGUCCCCAAAGCUAAAAGCACUGCCAGACUUCCUCUACAAGAUAAAAGCACUGCGUACAUUGGACAUUCGGCGUUGUCCAAUUCUGGAAGCAGAAUACGAAGAAGGCGUGGGGAAGGAGUGGCACAAAAUUUCUCACAUCCCAAACCUCACAAUCCAAUCUGGAUGGUUGAACUAAACAGCAGGGAGCUCGGUAAUUGGUGUUUCUGCAAAUGGACCGUUCAAAUGCUGCUAUCUCAAUCGUUGAAGCCUACUUGAAGGCUGAAGUCUCUGGUGGAAAUGAAACUGAUUGGAAUUUGAGAUGUGAAUUGAUCAGAUUUCCCUUAAUCAAAGAGUAAGAGGAGAUUGCUUCUGGCUCACAGUGAUAUGUUGGAGUGGAGUCACUAUCAAGCGUACACCAUAAAGGAAAUUUAAUAUAUAUCCAUUUGACUGAUUGAAGUGAGGGCUCUCACCUAAACUAGGUAAAUGUGUUAAGCAACAUGCCCAUAAAGGCUGACCUUGAUCGAAAUCACUAAAUCAGUGGCCCUAAGAUUGCAAAUAUGGCGUUGCAUAUAUGUUUUAGUUACAGAUUGAUGUUUUAAAGUUUAGUACCGUCCAGAGCUUGAUAAGUGCAUGUAUAGUAGGAUAGAAUUUAAAGAUAGAAAAUCAAUUGAAGGUAAAAGGGGGUUCAUUAAUUGGGUCUACAGGAUUACAUAGGCAAAGUGAGUUGUUUCAUUCCUUGUACAGUAACUCAUGUUUCGUGUGUCUCAAAUUUGUUGAGCAACAAUAUAUGCAUAAUCAUUUGAAGUUAAAUGGUGGUUCAGUAACUGAAGCUACAGGAUUCUGUUGAGUGGUGAGUGGUUUUUGUUCCUUGUAAUUGUUGCUUGGUGCAUCUGAUACUCCUAUAUAAUUUUGCUUCUUUGUAUCAAUAUCAUAAGGAACUUUAAGUUCUUUUGUUUGAAACUGGUAGUGAUUCCUCGGGACCUUCGGUGUUAACUGUUAUUGAUCGUUAUGGUCCCCUGCUUUCCCUCUUCAUAAGAUCAAAUCUUAAAGCUUUUGUAUGUUAUACUGAAUCACUGAUGUUUAUUUCUUACUGAAAAAUAAUUAACUAUUUUCUACGUACUCAUCGAUACAAGUAAUAUAUUCAGGUAUCAUAUUUGGGUUUCACGUACUUUUUGCAUCAUAAGAGUUUACUCAUUAAUUUGUUUUACUGAAAUCCGCCGCUUGCAGAAGUUGGUUGCUAGCUUAUUUGUUGAAGCACCAAAUGAUCAUUAGCUCCCGCUGGAGUAAGGAACGUACACAUUGUAGGAAGGAUGAUUAUCAAGCAAUGGUGGUACGCACCAAAAUGGUGGUAUCCAUUUGACUCGUUGAGGCGGCUCUUACCUAAACUAGAAAAUUCUUCAACAUCACCUUUUCACUGUUGCACCUAGCCCGUGCUAGACUAGCCGCUGCUGCCCAACUGUGUGCCCCUGAGCUGCACUCUGCCCCUGCAGCCCUUAUGCACCCGUGUGCCGCCUACUGCCCCUGCAGCAUCCCCGCACGCCUGCUGCCCCUGCAGCACAGCAGGACGCUCGUUCCUGUGCAGAUCAGCCUGCUUGGAAGCCCCAAAAAAUAUUGAUUGGGACCUCAGAUCAAAAUCUUUCCUUCAUCAAAAUUGUUCAUCUCUGUCUCUUCUAUCUGACCUCCGAAUUUCAACCAUAUCGGAGUUGUUUUGAGACUUGUACACUAAUCAAAGUGAAAGCUGUUCAGAGGCAAAUCUGCUCCGAUUUUCAACGAAAAAAUCAUUGAAAACCGUCGCUGCCACCUUCAAGCAUCACUGCAAGAAGCUCCUAGCCCACGCUAGCCUCAUAUGCGUGCCUGCCCCUACAGCGCCUAUGUGCCCCUGCGCACGCAUCUGUCGGCCAGCUCCUCGGCUUACCUCGGCCAGACCUGUAUCGGCCACACAACAGGGAUUGAAAGAUAGUUUGCAAUCCCCGACCCAGGAUCGAUAGCACAUCUGCAAUCCUACACGCCUGCAUCAACACACGCAUGUAUUGAGAAUUUCAAAUUCCGAAAUUCAUGAGAUAAAUAAACAACUUGAAGAAAGUUUAUUGAACCGGGGAGGAAUCCAAGUUCUAAUAACAACAAAUCUUGGUCGAAAUCUACAAGGGAUUCUAAAAGUAGGUCUUGAAGAAAAUUGAAUGUCAAUGCUGUAGGAUAUCGUUACCCUUUUGUUGAAUUUCAGUUCAAAUUUCAUAUGUCAUAUGACAACGACAGUUCCAAGACCCAAUUCUGUCAUAUUUACUGUCUUACACAGAACCCAAUAAAGAGAGAAGGGCAAUGAGAAUCCCCACUAUGAGUGGAGUGACCAAAGAGAGAGAAAAUGGGGUGAAACUGCAGUCUCUCAGUUUGCAGCAGCUGGAGUUUUCCUAUCAUGGUUGCUGAUCACAACUCCAUUACCAGUGUUUUCAUUCUUUUAGCAUCUACUUGAUCCACAAAGAGUGGAAGGAAUCUCUGUUUUUCAGUUUUCAUUGAAACCCAAUUGCCUGCUUUGAAUGUGAAUGGUGUUGUCUCCCCGCCAGUACUGAAAACAGUCAUUUAGUUCACUUGCUGAUUAGAAGUCCUGCAUCUGCUGUCAUUCAAAUCUUUUGGUGCAAGGAGCAAAAGACAUAACUGCAAAGCCGGAUAUUUAGCCGUGGAAGCUCGUUGAACUGAUACUCUGGCCUGGAUCCAAUAUCUAAGGCUUUGUUACUUGUAUAGGGACCCAUCAUUUGCCAAGUCAAAACCAGUUUUGUUGUUGUGCUGUGCCGGAAUCAUGGCAACCCUGUUACAGUCUGAGUCCAGACGCUUGUAUUCUUGGUGGUGGGACAGUCACAUUAGCCCAAAGAACUCAAAAUGGCUUCAAGAAAAUCUUACAGAUAUGGAUGCUAAAGUCAAAGCAAUGAUCACCCUUGUAAAAUGGUUAUUUUGACUUUCUUUGAUUCUCCAAACACUGAAGAAUUUUUAUGGGUGUUGUGGGAACUAUGUGCUCUUGCAAGGUCUGACUGUGGACGCCAGGCACUGUUGGCUUUGGGAUAUUUUCUAGAGGUACUGAUUCGGGUUUAGCGGUGCUGUUGAAUAUACUUGUGAGAUCAUAUAUGAUUAAUAAUGCAGAAACAUAUAAAUAUUUCGGUUUCUUACUUGAGAUGCAUUUGGAUUGGAAGACCUCUGAUCUGGGUGUGUUGUAAAUACUUUGUA